AUGGCGUGCUGCUUGAUCUGCGUGAAGGAUGACCCCGUGCCGGGCUCGAAGCUCGACGCCUACUACGGAAACCCCAACCAGUUUCAGAUCGGAAUGAUGGAGGCACCGUGCAAGACCUUCCUAUGGUGUGCCUACGGGAGCCUGUGUUUGGGCUGCGCGCAGUUCGCGGUCAGGAAAAGAGCCUUGGGCGGCAGGCUUGACGACUACGUGUGCUGCCAAGGGUACUUCCCAACGCACUGUUGUGAACCAGGUGACUGCGGCGAGAGACGUUGUCCGUGCUUCUGCCUCUGCAUGGAAUCUUUCUUGUGCCCCAGCUGUGCUGUUAGCUCAAGCAGGAUGUAUCUCAUGGACAAGUUCGAGGUGCAGCCUGACCCAUGGGACAACCGCAUCAUCCGCUUCAACAACUGCCUGCAGCUGCUCUCGUGUAUCUGCCACUGUGCCGCUAUCUUCGUUCAGGACUUCCGCGAGCUGGCGAGGCUCACCGAUGUCCUUGCCAACCUGGUGUACUUGUCUGCGGUCGGCUGUAUGACUGGCCAAAUGAUGGCCGAGAUGGAGUACCAAGAAGGAACCUCACCGGAGGCCCAAUGCAUCACGGGGCGUGAAUACGGCGCCAUGCUCGACCGUGGUAUCAAUUCGAAGGAAGCGAUGGACGAAGGUCGGGGGUAUUGAGUGGACUUGUUUCGGGGACAUGCCUCGUGUUGGCAGGAAGCAUCGCAAACACCAUGCAUUCGCGAAAUUUGGUGGGAUAUUGUGGAGAUGAACCAAAUCCUCAGAAAUCGACCACCAAGCUUCUUGAGUGGUGGCGUUUCCCCGAAACUGAGUAAGUGGUGUUGCCCAACCGCGAAUUCUUUGUAGGCUCUGUUUUAGACUAUCAUGCAGUAGGGUGGGAUAUUUUCUACAGAUCACAUCACUAGAGCUGCUGUACCUGUUUCUCGUAGGUCAAACCCCAAAGGGGUUGGCGUGAGUUGCAUCCCGAUUUCCGUGCUUCUUGUGCAAGACAGGGACUUGAGCGGUUUGAAGUCGGCUUAUCCUGUCGUUGUUGCUCAAGAUAAUGCCAUCAUUUUGAGUCAAGUAUGGCUUGCGUGCAUCCGCUGCUUUAUCUUGACUUGAAGUUGAGUGCGCGCAAAGCCCCCAUUGUUGCCUGCGCUCGACGCUGGACGGCACCCACCGUGGUUUUUCAGUGUUUGGUUGGAGGUCGACUCUUUGUGUUCGAAGGGAUUCCACUACUUGCGCUUUGUGCGAUUGGUGAGGGAAUGUGGUUAUUGACAGCGACUUUCAGAGAGUCGCGGCGCGAGGAGAAAAAUUUGAAUCAAUGGGUGCUCUUUCUGUAAGAUUACCAUCAUCAAUGAAUACUAAUUCAUUGAUUUGACUUUAAGACUAAGGAUUUGAGUAAAUGUUUC
Messenger RNA from Ectocarpus siliculosus, 1400 nucleotides. NCBI's taxonomy places the organism in Eukaryota, Phaeophyceae, Ectocarpales, Ectocarpaceae. The record is from the annotation of a GenBank genome assembly.